AUGUCUGCCUCAAUUAAAUUCAACUCUGAAAAGUCUGUUAAGAAGGACAAUACUCUCUACACCAAGUUUACAUAUGAGAGCUCAGUUGUGGAAACUCUGGAAGCUGGAACUUUCUCUGUUACCCCAACAAGCACUGACUACCAAUUCAAGGUUGACUUGGAAACCCCAAAGACCGGGUUACUCUUGGUUGGUUUAGGUGGUAACAAUGGUACCACUUUAGUUGGUUCUGUUCUUGCCAACAAGCACAACAUUUCUUUUGAAAAUAAGGAAGGUGUUGUAAAGCCAAAUUAUUACGGUUCUGUCACUCAAUCAUCCACUCUUAAGUUGGGUGUUGACAAGGAAGGUAACGAUGUUUAUGCUCCAUUCAACUCUAUCUUACCAUUUGUACACCCAAAUGAUUUUGUUGUUGGUGGAUGGGAUAUCAGUAACGCUAAUCUUGCCCAAGCCAUGAAGAGAGCUCAAGUUUUGGAUGUUACUUUGCAAAAGCAAUUGUAUCCUCACAUUGAACUGAUUACUCCUUUACCAUCAGUGUACUAUCCAGAUUUCAUUGCCAUUAACCAAAAAGAACGUGCCAACAACGUUUCUAAUGUUGAUGAAAACGGUGAAGUCUCCACUAAAAACAAAUGGGCUGAUGUCGAAAAGGUUAGAAAGGAUAUCAAGGAUUUCAAGGAAAAGAAUAAGCUUGACAAGGUUGUUGUAUUGUGGACAGCCAACACUGAAAGAUUCUCUGAACUUAUUCCAGGUGUCAAUGAUACUGCCGACAACUUGCUUGAAGCCAUUAAGAAUAACCAUGAUGAAGUUUCUCCAUCUACUGUUUUCGCUGUUGCUUGUAUCUUGGAUAAGAUUCCUUACAUUAAUGGAUCUCCUCAAAAUACUUUUGUUCCAGGUGCUAUUGAAUUGGCUGAGAAGCACAAGAGUUUUAUUGGAGGUGAUGACUUUAAGUCUGGUCAAACAAAGAUCAAGUCCGUUUUGGCCCAAUAUUUGGUUGAUGCUGGGAUCAGACCCGUGUCCAUUGCUUCCUACAACCAUUUAGGUAACAAUGAUGGUUACAACUUGUCUUCUCCAUUACAAUUCAGAUCCAAGGAAAUUUCCAAGGCAUCUGUCGUUGAUGAUAUCAUUGAAAGUAAUCAAAUCUUGUACAACAAGGAAAAGGGUGACAAGAUUGACCAUUGUAUUGUCAUCAAGUAUUUGCCAGCAGUAGGGGAUUCAAAGGUUGCAAUGGAUGAAUACUAUUCUGAAUUGAUGUUGGGUGGACAUAAUAAGAUUUCUAUUCACAAUGUCUGUGAAGAUUCUCUUUUAGCUACACCAUUGAUUAUUGAUUUGGUUGUUAUGACAGAAUUUUUAUCUCGUGUUCAUUACAAGAAGGAAUCUGAUUCUGAUGAUAAAUAUGAAGAUUUCUACGCAGUUUUAACUUUAUUAAGUUACUGGUUAAAGGCACCAUUAUCAAAGCCAGGCUAUAAGCCAAUCAAUGGAUUGAACAAACAGCGUUUAGCCAUUGAAAACUUGUUACGUCUUUUAGUUGGUUUACCAGUUAAUAAUGAUUUGAGAUUUGAAGAAAGAUUAGUUUAA
[Candida] anglica is the source of this 1569-nucleotide messenger RNA. NCBI's taxonomy places the organism in Eukaryota, Fungi, Ascomycota, Pichiomycetes, Serinales, Debaryomycetaceae. The record is from the annotation of a GenBank genome assembly.